CUAAUUUGAGACGACGCUUCUUUGUUCGCGACGUCGGGUCGCAGGGGGGGGUCCUGGAGGAAGGAGGUCCUGAAGGUCUUUCCCCGCUCGCGGCUCCCAGGGGCGUAGGAGAACGGCUCAGGACGGAGAGCUGGUCGCGGGGUUCCAGGACGCGUCUCCGCCAGGUGAUCCAGGCCUCCUUCAGGGGGGGCCACGGGCCCUUCUGGGUUGACACAAGGCGGCGCCUCCAGAGCGCGGGGAAGGGGUGUGGGGAGGGGGGUCCAGCCCCGACGCGAGAACUCCCGCGGCUCUCGAGAGCUCCUGUCCAAUCCUGGCAUGCUCCAGGUGAGCCUGGGCCGUGCCGGCAGUUCAACCGCGGCCGCUGCAAGAAGGGCGCCGGCUGCAGGUCGGGGCACAUCUGCGCACGGUGCUGGCGGGAGGGCGCGCGGCUGCCCCACCCCGCCUGCGACGCGAGCUGCCCGGCCACUGCGGCGGCCGAGGUCGAGGGCGCGGGGGCACGCUCCGUCCAGGAGGUCGUGGACGCCGCCAUCCGCCAGGUGUUCGCCUCGCCGGGGGCCCUCCCGCGCCUGCUCCGGGCGCCCCCCUCGGGCCUCGUGCCCAGCGGCCGCACGGACCGGGGCGUCCACGCCCGGCAGCUGCUCUGCUACUGCAACUGCCACAGCCGGGGCCGACGCCGACGCCUCCGAGCUGGAGGCGGCCGCCGAGGCGCUGCCGCAGCAGGUUAACGAGCACCUCCCGGCCGACGUGCGGUGCCGCGCCGCGUCCUGGUCCGAGGACCUCUCGUUCUGCCCCCGGGGCAGCGCGCGCAAGACGUACACGUACUACAUCUCGCCGGCGCUUGACCCCCCAGGCGGGAGCAGCGCCGCGGACGUCGGCAGCCUGGCCGAGGUCGCCUGGAUCCUGAACGACGGCGGCCCACCUCUGGACGCCGCGGCGAUGCGCGAGGCGGCCUGCGCGCUCGUGGGCCGCCACGACUUCGCGCUCCUGUCCUCGGUGCCGCUCGCGGCGGCGCCGGGGGGCGGCAGCGGACGGGCACCGUGCGCACCGUGUUCGCCGUGGAGGUCUCGGCGGGCGAGCCCCACGCCGCCUUCGGGCUCCUCGGCGCCUGCUUCGCCCGCGGGCGGGCAGUGGCCACGCCGGGCUGCCCGCACUGCCGCCGCGCCGCCGCCGCCGCCGGCGAGGGCGCCGCGGAGAGCGACGGCG
Molecule: messenger RNA, 1203 nt
Organism: Prorocentrum cordatum
Lineage: Eukaryota; Dinophyceae; Prorocentrales; Prorocentraceae
Source: the annotation of a GenBank genome assembly